Molecule: messenger RNA, 702 nt
Organism: Meriones unguiculatus (Mongolian gerbil)
Lineage: Eukaryota; Metazoa; Chordata; Mammalia; Rodentia; Muridae
Product: testis-specific gene A8 protein-like
Exons: 2
Coding region: 1-702 (233 amino acids)
Source: RefSeq, a predicted model, not a curated record
AUGGACCAUCCAACAUCUUCUAUAGACUUCGGGGAAGCCAAACCCAAGCCAGUCAUGUUGGUAAAGACAAAGGCAGCCUGCAAGCUUUACCCAGCAUGCAUACUUUAUGGAAAGGCCUCCAAAGCCAAAAAGUGUGGGAGGCGCUCCCAACGGAAGACUUCCAAGAAGUGUGAUGAUAUUGAUGAUAUUCAACAACUGGUGCUGCAGAAAGUCAAAGAAUCACAGCCUAAUGAAGAAUCUUUGUGGCUUGAGGAGCUAUCUGCAAAUAUCUUCAGUGAUCAACAUGCGAGAGUAUCAAGUGCAAGUGCUAUUACAAGUGAAACUUCAACUUCCACAGGUGAAAUUGUAGGCAUUGCUCACAAGACUUCAACCGUUGCAAGCAAAACUUCAACCUUACUAAACAAAACGUCAACCAUGGCAGGCAAAAUUUCAAACACUGAAGGCGAAAUUUCAGCUGUCUCAAGAGAAAUGUCAACCAUCAAAGAUGAAAAUUCCACUCUCCCAGUCGAAAUUUCAGCCAUUUUAAGAGAAAUUUCAACCAUCGCAGGCGAAAUUUCUGCCAUCAUAAGUGAAACCUCAAACCCGGCAUGCGCAAGCGCAAACCGAAAAACAACCACAUCCAUAAGCUUCACUACAGUUGAGGCUACCGGGGUUGAGGCAAACAUGGAUGAGGCAUCCACGGUUGAUGCAGAUAACCAAUAA